CGAUCGCGACCUCAUCUUCCUCUGCCAGGCCAACACCGAGCAGGGCAAGGCCGCCCGCAAGUACGGUUUGCGCGCCGCCGAGGAAGUCUUCGCCGACCGGACCUACACGGAUGCCGGCUUCCUGACGCCGCGCAAGGAAGCCAAUUCGAUGAUCAAGGACCCGGCCAAGGCGGUCGAGCAUGUCCGGCGCAUGAUCGACGAGCAGGCGAUCUAUUCGACCUCGGGCAAGCGCAUCCCCUGCCAGGUCGAUUCGAUCUGCGUCCACGGCGACGGCCCGACGGCCGUGACCGUCGCCAGGGCGGUCCGCGAGGGGCUGGAGUCGGCGGGAAUCCGCAUCGUGCCGCUGCCGGAGAUGCCCAGCCUCCGCCAUUGA
Molecule: messenger RNA, 373 nt
Organism: Ostertagia ostertagi
Lineage: Eukaryota; Metazoa; Nematoda; Chromadorea; Rhabditida; Trichostrongylidae
Source: the annotation of a GenBank genome assembly